UUCUUCUGGCUCUUUGAGAGUAAACAUCGGCCUUCUAAUGAUCCCGUAAUACUAUGGAUGUCUGGUGGCCCAGGAGCGUCCUCUACAGGUUAUGGUAACCUGAUGGAACUAGGCCCCUGUCGCAUCGCGCCCGAGGGCGGGUACACCAUCGACAACCCGUACGCUUGGAACACGAAUGCAACCUUGGUCUUUGUCGACCAGCCAGUGAGUGUUGGCUACUCAACAGGAUCCAAGAUACCCAAUGGUCUGCAAGAAGCAUCUCAAAUUAUGGAUCGGUUUCUCCGUCAACUUAUGAUCGCCUUUCCACAGUUUUCAGACCUUGAUUUCUACAUCGCUGGAGAGUCUUACGGUGGGUCGUGGGUGCCGGCUCUGGCCUCAACAAUACUUGACAACCAGGCAAUUUUCCGCAACGAAGACCCCCACAACCUCGGCAAUCAUUCGUCAAUCCGACUAUCUUUGCGGGCCCCGCGCAUCAACUUGAAGGGGAUUCUCAUCGGCAACGGACUGGUGCGACUUCGCGUUCAGAAUCCAGGAACUUUCGAAGCGCUUUGCUCUGGACCUGAUAGCCUUCUCAGCGCCUCACAGUGUAUCGAAUGGGCUCCAUUGAACCUAUGGUGUGAGCAAAACUUGGGUGUCUGUGAAGGGACGCGCGAUGAUGAAGGAUGGACAUCCCGAGCGUGUAUCGAAACUCAUGAAAAGUGCUCCUCCAUGAGUGGUUAUGUGGUUGAGAGCAUGAAGCGAAACCCUUACGACUGGAGACGAAGUUGCGGUGACGGCCCUUCGGAAGAGUGCUACGCUGAGCUGGGCCAUAUCGACGCCCUAUUGAACCAGACCAAGGUCAAGGCUGCUCUUGGAGUUGACGAGGAUGCCUCAUUUGAUGGAAUCUCGUAUGAAGUCCUUCAGCAGUGGGAGAGCGUGGGUGACUUGUGGAAGUCCAGCGACGGGUACGUUAAUAGGCUUCUAAAUGAGGGCAUUCGCGCUCUCGUAUACGUGGGUGACAAGGAUUUAUACUGCAACGCAGCUGGAAUGCGACGACUAGUCAACGAAGGGCUUGCUUGGCAUGGCCACCCCUUCUUCCGCUUUCGAGAGAUGAUACCUUGGUACCAUGAGGCUAAACAAGCUGGAAGGUGGAAGUCUUACAAAGAACUUACCUACGCCGAGAUUUUCAACUCUGGUCACUUGGCUCCGUUCGACAUGCCAGCUGAGUCUGCCUCACUCGUCAUUUCUUGGCUUCGAGAUGGACACCCGCCGGUGCAGUAA
Molecule: messenger RNA, 1260 nt
Organism: Colletotrichum godetiae
Lineage: Eukaryota; Fungi; Ascomycota; Sordariomycetes; Glomerellales; Glomerellaceae
Product: Alpha/Beta hydrolase protein
Exons: 5
Biological process (GO): proteolysis
Cellular component (GO): fungal-type vacuole
Molecular function (GO): serine-type carboxypeptidase activity
Source: RefSeq, a predicted model, not a curated record